AUGUCCACCAAGCUUGACUCUCUGCUUUGGAUUUCAUCAAAAUUUGAGUUCACAAACAUCAAGUGCACUUCUUUGGAUACGAAUUUUGCCGAUUUCGAAUACUGCUUUUUGAAAUCGGUCAAUCGAACCUACAAAUAUAUGUCCCUGAAGGUGAAUUUAUUUAAAACUCCCAUUACCAAAAUCAAGGUUAAUGGAGCCCUGUUCAAGAGAUUCAGCGGCUACAGACCGUUCAUGUACAAUGUGACUAUAGAUGCCUGUAGAUUCCUGAAGGAUACAGCGUCCAACCCUGUCGCCGGAUACCUUUUUAAUUUUUUUAAGAAGGUCUCCAAUAUGAACCAUACAUGCCCCUACGAUCACGAUCUGCUAUUCGAAAGGCUUUCCAUUGACUUUGUUAAUCAACAGGUUACAAAAGUUUUACCUUUUCCAGAGGGGGACUAUCUUUUAGAAACCAAUUGGUUUGCCUACGAUAUCAAUCGAGCUGUGGUUAAAGUCUAUGGAACUAUUUCAUAAGUGAAAUCAUUGCUAUAAGUUUGGAAAUGAAGAUGUUAUUAAACUAAGCUCAUUGUUCAUUAGUGCUUUGUUUGCUAUCAAAACCAUUUAGGUUUGUUGCACAUAUUGUCUAGUUUUUUCUAGGGUAUCCAGCAUUUAAUAAA
Drosophila subobscura is the source of this 653-nucleotide messenger RNA. RefSeq lists its product as uncharacterized. The transcript has 4 exons. The coding region runs from base 1 to 510 and encodes 169 amino acids. Lineage: Eukaryota; Metazoa; Arthropoda; Insecta; Diptera; Drosophilidae. The record is from RefSeq and is a predicted model, not a curated record.